Messenger RNA from Aspergillus sclerotioniger CBS 115572, 1744 nucleotides. RefSeq names its product HMGL-like-domain-containing protein. The transcript has a single exon. Gene Ontology annotation, molecular function: 2-isopropylmalate synthase activity. The record is from RefSeq and is a predicted model, not a curated record. NCBI's taxonomy places the organism in Eukaryota, Fungi, Ascomycota, Eurotiomycetes, Eurotiales, Aspergillaceae. Bases 233 to 1744 code for a protein of 503 amino acids. Gene Ontology annotation, biological process: L-leucine biosynthetic process. Gene Ontology annotation, cellular component: mitochondrion.
CUAUGAACUCUCCCACUCGACAUACUAAUACCCUGUCACUGGUAGGCUUCGUGACCCCUCCAGAAAAUACAGGGAAUUCCCAGUAUUAAACAAUCCCAACCGACAGUGGCCAUCCAGAAAGCUAGUGAAGCAUCCACGGUGGCUAUCAACCGACCUUCGUGAUGGCAAUCAAUCUCUUUCCCAGGUAUCCUGCCUCUCCAUCCCUGUAUGACCGUACUAACCCUCCCAGCCCAUGAACAUCGAGCAGAAGCUCCGAUAUUUCCAACUCCUCAUCCAAGCCGGAUACAAAGAAAUCGAGGCCUGUUACCCAUCCGCCUCGCAAACCGAGUUCGACUUUGCACGUUGCCUCAUCGAAACGCCCUCCCUGGUGCCAGAUGACGUAUGGUUGCAGCUAAUGUCCCCCUGUCGGGAAGACCUCAUCCGCCGUACCAUCCAGGCCGCGACGGGUGCCAAAAAAGCCAUCAUCCAUAUCUACGUAGCCAUAUCCCCCUGCUUCCAACAACAAGUCCUCCACAUGAGCCCCGAAGAAACCCUACACCUAGCCGUCAAAUGCACACAGCUAGUCCGCAGUCUCACCAUCGACUCCCCAUCCCCAGAAGCCCGCCAAACAGAAUGGAUGCUUCAAUUCACCCCGGAAACCUUCCAAGACUCAUCCAUGGAAUUCGCCAUCAAGAUCUGCGAAGCCGUCAAAGCCGCCUGGGCCCCCACAACCGAAAAACCCAUCAUCUUCAACCUCCCCGCCACCGUCGAGAUGGCAAUGCCCAAUGUCUUCGCCGACCAGAUCGAGUUCUUCAGUACCCACAUCACAGACCGCAACAAGGUCUGCAUAUCCAUACAUCCCCACAACGACCGAGGUUGUGCCGUAGCAGCCUCCGAACUGGCCCAGCUCGCCGGCGCCGAUCGCGUCGAGGGUUGUCUCUUCGGCAACGGGGAACGCACCGGCAACGUCGAUUUAGUAACACUAGCUCUGAACUUAUACUUGCAGGGAAUCGACCCGGGAGUGUACUUCGAUAACAUGACCGAAGUGGUCUCUCUCGUCGAAGACUGUACCCAAUUCCCCGUGCACGCUCGAGCCCCGUACGCCGGACGUCUAGCCUUUUGUACCUUUGCCGGUCCGCACCAAGACGCCAUCGUGAAGGGACACGAGUGGCGCGACACACAGGGAAUCCCAAACGACCAUGCAUGGGGGAUCCCGUAUCUUCCCAUCGACCCGGCGGAUCUCGGUCGCGAGCACGAGGCAAUUAUCCGCGUCACAGCGCAGAGCGGUAAAGCCGGGAGUGCGUGGGUCAUCAAACAGACUCUGGGACUGGAGAUACCUCGCGCAUUAAGCGUCCAAUUCGCCAGUCUAGUGACUUCCCACGCGGAUACGCACGGGGGAGAACUAGACGAAGCUGAAAUCACCCGUCUCUUCCAACAGGAAUACAUAGAGCCACGGGCUGACCAGGAACGCAUCUGGGAUUAUCGCAGCAGUGUCCGUGAAAAUGGCAUUGGUGUCAGGGCCCUUGUGCAGGUAGAUCCAUGGGCACGAUGGGUAGAGGGAUCAGGGAUGGAUCUGGCGUCUGCUUUGACUGAAUUGCUGCGUCAGGGAGGGCUGGAUGUUCGGGUCCGAGAAGCGCUUGUUCAGAAUAGAGGGGAGAAGGAGUCUGCGGCUUUUGUUGCGGUCGAGCCGACUGGUGGUGUCGUGCUGUGGGGGGUUGGAUUGGGCUUGAAGGCCGAUGAGGCUAUGUCUGUUGCGGUGAGUUGA